This is a messenger RNA of Salvelinus fontinalis (brook trout), 5302 nucleotides long. Its product is annotated as dachshund homolog 2-like. The transcript has a single exon. The record is from RefSeq and is a predicted model, not a curated record. Lineage: Eukaryota; Metazoa; Chordata; Actinopteri; Salmoniformes; Salmonidae. Bases 160 to 711 code for a protein of 183 amino acids.
AUGGUUCUCAUUCUAGCCACCGCACUUGUGAGAUAGGUAGUUGCCAGUUGCCGAUUAUCCGACGUGAGCGACAGUGCAUGUGAAACAUCAAUAGAAAAAAAUUGUGAUCGAGAAGAAAAAAACCCGCAAAGGGUGAGACAGGAAGAAACUUGAGAAACUAUGGCCGUAUCAGCAACUCCGCCGGUGCUUUCCCAAACCUCUACUCUGGAGUCUGGCAGCUUAUUUCGCUCCGAUCCGCUGUAUACAAGCCCGGCCGAGUCCCCGAGACUGACAAACAGCAUGAUCAACUCUUUCAUCAGCGGAGGAGGCGGUGGAAAUGGAAACGGCACAAGCGGCAAUAACGAGUGCAAAAUGGUUGAGGUGCACGGGGUCAGGGUCGCCUCGUUCAACGUGGACGGUCAAGAACUCAUCUGCCUGCCGCAGGUCUUCGACCUCUUCCUGAAACAUCUGGUCGGAGGGCUGCACACCGUCUACACCAAGCUGAAGCGGCUGGAUAUAUGCCCGGUCGUGUGCACGGUGGAACAGGUCCGAGUUCUGCGCGGGCUUGGGGCUAUUCAGCCCGGGGUGAAUCGCUGCAAACUCAUCACCCGCAAGGACUUCGAAGCGCUGUACAACGACUGCACCAAUGCCAGGUUGGUUGUUUCCUUCUUAUCAUGUUUCAUAUGCAUCUCCACUGCGAUACCCCAAAAGCAGAGCAGAGAGGGGCAAUGAACUAAAUGUUUUCCACCAACUUUUUCUGUAGAUGUACCAAGUGAGGUUAAUCAAAAAUGUGUAGCAAACGCUGCAUUCGGCUACACUGUGUCUUUCAGUUACCAGUGCUGAAAUAAAUAAUACAAGCACGAGCAAAAUGAUGCUUAGGCUAUUAUAUUAGGAAUAAACAUUAAAGCAUUGUGGACAGUUCGCUCAAUCAUUGACAACUUCUGUACCCUUCACUCUCUCUGUCUCUCUUGAACACACACGCACUAGUUCUAUCUAAAUAGAGGCUACAAUUGUCCCAUAUCCAUUUUAUAGACAGCAAUGUAUGAGGGAAGUAGUUGAGUUAUUCAUAACUUAAGCAAUCCCCCCUAUAGCUGCAGCUCGUUGUUUCAUCGUGUAUCAAAGCUCUAGAUCGUUUCCCCACAUACUUACAAUAUGUUGGCAUUGAGGAAAAUAACUUUUAAUUAUAUAACCCCUUUUCUCACUUUGACGUUCACCUUAUUGACCUUCAAUGUGGUGCAACAUAAUUUUUCUAUAAAGCCUAAUUAAUAUUCAGAUCACAACAAUAUCAUAAACAUGACAACAGUAAGCUUACUGCUUGACUGUUCAUUUCGAAUAUUUAUUAGGAUUUUCACUAAGAAGAAUUAUGUUCUUGUGGUUUGUUAUUGAAGCACGUCUCACCAUUAAGCAUUAUGCCAUUCCGGCGUCAUUCAGGAGCAAUAGAGCAGGUUGUGGUAGAUGAAGUUUAAGUUCCUUCAUUUAAGUUCCUCAAGUCCACCUGAGUGUAAUUUCAUAUAAAUCCCAUAAAUCUAUAUCAUUGUAAUGAGCAGGCAAACAUGUAAGUCCAACUCUCUUUUGCUAAAGCACCAAAUUAAACAGACCGUUGUGUCUCUGUAUAUAAUCCAUUAGAUUCUACCAGUGAGAAAAUAUAAUUAAAAGUAAGGAUGAGAAAAGUUUUAGAUGUGGAUUUCACUUAAUAAGGCUACAUUUGUGGGCAUUAUUUCUGUCACUGAAUAAUUCCGUGCCAGUUAAAGCAGGACAAACCACGUUAAAUAAUAUAGAUUUUUCUUACUAAUGCCACUGGGCACAGACUUCAAUUCAACGUCUAUUCCACAUUGGUUCAACAUAAUUUCAUUAAAAUGACUUGGAAACAACGUUGAUUCAACCAGUGUGUGCCCAGUGGGAUCUCUCCUCUCCCUUUCCCCUCGAAUUGAUCUUCAACCCGUGCACCGUGCUGGCUGUGCGCUGCAGAUGUUGCUUGUGUGUUUAAUAAAUCAAUGAGACAGUUGUGAAUGAAUCACCUCGGAUGGAUUCUCUGCUCGGUUUGAUGUCCAGAUGUUAUUCUUAGCUUGUUAUCAUGACAGAUGCAUUAGUGUUCCCAUACAAUGUUAGCUGAGGAAAAUAACUCUUAACAGACCAGUGCCCUCUUUUCCCAAGAGCUUUAGCAUUCUGAACCUCAACGGUUUUCCCCCUCAUUGUCUCGUUGUACAUAAUUGCAACUUUUAUUCUCCAGCAGCUCCUCCGGCUACUUCGACAAUAAGCCAUGCUGAUCAUUCGCCACAAAAGAGGAGGCUGGUAAUUCAAUACAAAGACAGGAUUUUCACAUGUGAAAAUAAACAUAACAAAAAGUUACCUUGAAUAGAUGCUGGACCCACGAAUGCGCAUCAGGGUUGCUGUUAUAUCAUGUAGAUUAAGACAAGGCAUGGAUGGUGAUUAUACAUUGGCAUUUAAUCAAUAGAUAUGUAAUGAUGAUGAUGAUGAUUGUAAUAAUAGUUGGGAAACCGAAAGAGAAAUAUAUUUGUGUGUCCCGCUGUCACAACACAGACACACUAUUCACUCCGAAAAUCACAGCAUAUAAGACCUUAUAACACAUUUGAUUUUUUUGACCACAUCAUUUAAUUUCGUCUUAAUUAAUUAUGCGUCAAAAAAAAUUAAGUACUUUAUGCUAAACUUUUUGUCUUUAUUUUGCAAUUUGCCAACAUCAAACAUUUUUCAUAUGACAUCUUGACUAUCUAUUUGAAAUCAAAUACCUUUCCAUUUCUGACCCAUUAACGGAUCAAGCAUGUGUUUUCAAGUCUGAUAUAUUUUGAUAGGAUUGGUGUAUUGAUUACAGAUAAAGUGGACAAUUGUGCCGUAGGAGUAAGCGUAAGGCUUAUUUUGACCGCUAUUUUUAUUUUAUUUUAGUUAACUUUCAUUAUAAGACAUUUCAAAGGUUUCAGUAUUCAGUCUUUCACUUUAUACAGCGUUCAAGUGAACUACAUCAAUAUUUGCAAAAAAAGUUGAAAUAUUUUGAAACGUCUGUCUUACCCAUACCUAAUAUAAUAUUCAAUUAAACAUCCGGCUGUCAGAAAGGGGUUCAAGAUGAUUGUAUCUCUCGGUGGUGAGUUUGGUGUGUGAAUGACAAGGGAGUGCAUGGAGAGGAUACAAUAAUGCAUUAAAUGUCCUCAACACGAGCUAGACUACUCUUGUGACACACACACACUUUCAAAUGGAGAUAAUCUGCUUUGGGGUUAUGUUUGGAGAGGAAUAUAGAUGAUAUUUUACACAGCGAUCACUGAGAGAGAGGGUGAAGCAGAGGCAUGGUGGGAGAGAGAGGCAGGCAGGAAUAUGUUAGUAUUUCAUGUCCAGAUGGUCAGUUUGGGCAAGAUUCGGUCAUUAACCUUUUAGCAUCCCUCACCUCGACUUUACAAUCCCUGGAUCUAUUAUUACGUUUGACUUUGAUCUGUUGCACUUGUCAAAUGUACCCUACGAGAGAGAGAUUCUAUAUUUGUAUUAGAAGUGAACUGGUUACUAUAAUACUUCAUUCACUGCAAUGUUGAAGGUUAUAGUGUAGGCUAUGUGCUGCUCACUUCACAAAGAUUGCAGCCAAUGAUGGGUAAUGUUAUUGCCUGAGUAAUACCGAAUGGGUGGCAAGAGAUUUGAAUUUGCACCUCGGCCUCCGUUCUUUACAGCUCACCUGCCUGCGCGCGCCCAUCUGAGCGCUGUUUUUAUAGUCCGAUUUAAACAUCAUCCACCAUCCCAUCACCAGAUGGUUGUAACUAAUGAGUGAACAGGCCUAUCCCUCCUCCUGCCCCCCCUUUUUUUAUUUGGCGAAGGGACGGGAGAGAAUGAAAGCGAGGGAAAGAAAACGUGUGGAUAUCCCUUCAUGGACGCAGUGCAUAUCUCUCAGUAGACGCAGGAAGCCUGUAAACUGGAAUAGGUGAUAGAGUCAUCGGGAAAUCUAAACAUCUCGACAAAACCUUUAGCACUGACACGGACAAUUUGAAAACGGGAAAAUGUCCAAAUCAGCAAACAUAGGCACCACUUAGGGCUCCUUUUAUGAUAUCUCAGCUCGCGAUUGAUCUCCAUGUUUUUAUUGCAUUCAUUAUUUAUUAAAAAUAAUUUGCAAGCUAAACAUAACGCUAACCUAGUUUGCACUGGGGGACUGCACUUAGGAAAUGUAAUGGAAAUGACAUUAGAGAUGAACAUCUGUGCUGUUUUUCCACUCUCCUCGUGUUUCUUCCCUCAAAGGUGUAUUGGAUUAACCAUUUAACCAUUCACCGAAUGCAGAUGACCAUGAGAGACAAAACAAUUGCUGCUGACUGAAGAGACCAGAGAGGUCUUGGAGAUAGCUUGUCGAGGAGAUCAGUGAGGCCUUUAAACAUUAGUCUUCUAAACGAGAUGUAACAGGUUCCUUGAGGCUCAGUGAGUCAUAACCCACAUCACUCCUAAUCAGACAUUUUGGUUAGAAAUCAAUGAAAAUUGAACUUAAUCAUAAUUAAUGAUAACCUUGUGAGUUUUUAAAAAGCCAAACGGAAUAAGCUUCUUCUUUCCUUAUUUUAAGUCAUUCAUCUAUAAAGGCUUGCUUUAAUUCCCCAGGAUGCCCGGAUAAAAAUCACAGCUGCACAUUUUAACACCAGGUUUCCUAAAAAAAAAUCUUCAGAUUUUCUGCUUGAUUAUAAUCUGUGGCUAAAUGUGAGGUUAUGGAAAUGUUUUGUCAGAUCUAUGGUGGAUGGGUACAUUGGCCAAACCACUGUCCUUUCCUUUGCUUGUGUUUGUGUGGUGAAUCAGUACAUGAUCCCUUGUCCUGUGGCCUCCACAGAGUGUCCCGUACUGUAUGUUGAUAGAGAAUACCCCAGUGAUGUCUGGGUGAAAUCAGAGACUGAAGUACAGUAUCUGCUCCAGAAACAGGUUCAUGUUUUGCUGUGUGUGUGUGUAUAGAGGUGCCGUUGGUUGUCAGUGUGUGUUGGCCAGUCUAACUGGUCCAUAUGGACAGCUCUCUGCCUGUAGCCUAGCCCUGGGCAGCGAUACACCCGGUUGAGCACGCCACCCAAGACACACCCCUGUCUCCUCUAAUCUCCUCAAUCAGCAGGGAGCGUGUCACUCUGUCUAGAACCACCACUGCUCCUUAAUGUCAACCAUAAAUUAUACACUGGCUUCUGCUUCAGCUUGAUUUUAUUACAUAUCUGCUCCCACUGCCCUUUACUACUUUAAAUAAUAAAUUAACCCCACUUGAUGUGAAGAGUUGCACCAAGCACUGUCAAAGCUCUGGAGAGAUGAGCCUCAUUAAAUAGUGAAGGAGUGCUUUUUGUUUUUCUGUUUAGAUGGCCUUUAAGCAUGGCCCUCU